CAAGGACGGGAGACCAUUGCAAGUGACGAGUUAAAUUCGACCACACCGGUCAAAGCUUGGAGUAUUACCCCUUCCACCAUGGAACGACAGCCAUCCCCCACCCAAGACAACGACAAGCAGGAUUCAUUUCCUUGCCAAUGGCUCGACUGCACCUCCGCAUUCAACGAUCCCGAGUUGCUCUACAACCAUCUCUGCAACGAGCACAUCGGCAGAAAGAGCACCAACAACCUUUGUCUCACUUGCAAGUGGAAAGACUGCAACACGUCUUGUGCAAAGCGCGAUCACAUCACUAGCCAUCUCAGAGUUCACACCCCUCUGAAACCUCAUGUUUGCGAGAUCUGCAAAAAGUCCUUCAAACGCCCGCAGGACCUCAAGAAACACGAAAAAAUUCACACUGAAGAACAUCAUGCUCAGCACAAACACUCAAAGGCAAUCACCGUCAGCGAUCCAGCUUAUCUCACUCGUAUUCGUGGCGAGCACGCGAGAGGCAUCCUCAACAAACCCUUAUCCACGAAGCCUUCAUCCGCAGCAGUAAACACGACCACACCUGCAAAGACUCCGUUUGCUCGCACUAAACCACCUUCUGAUGCACCCCAUUAUGCUAUCCUUCCUACUCCGUCCCCUGAGUUGGACCGCGACGUUCACCUCUCGCGCCACGUCUCUGCUUAUGAUUCCUUCUCUUCGAAUCAUACAUCGUGGGAUGACAUCAAGACUCCCUCCGUCCCUGCACGCAAUAAGCGUCCCAUGGAGUACAGCGUAAAUGAUUUCUUCUCUGACAUGAAGAAAAGGAAGGUCAGUCCUUCCUAUGACUCCGACAUGGCACACCGGCUGAAUACCCUCGCCUACGGCCAUGUCCCUCACCACGAGGAUUCUUUCAACCCUCGAUCGAUAUCCUUGGAUAUCCGGACGCCGGAUGAGCUCGCCGCAGUCAACGAAUUCCUCGUUGCUCUCGGACGCGACGUUACUGGCGUCAGUCACCGUGGCCAGGCACAUCCCCUCGUUCCAGAACGCCUUUCUCCAUCUUCCUACUUUGACCCCGAUGGCCUCAAUCAAUUAGGCCUUGCUGGCAUGCCAGGCCUCCCAACCCCGAUGGGUUCGUUUGGCCAAGACCAAGGGUACACCCAGACGUCCACUCCGUACUCCAUGUCGAGCUCUUAUCCAUCUCCCCCUGCUCUUGGCAGGUCCUCUUAUCCGUCUGUUCAGCAGAACCAAUAUGGACAGGUGUACACAGUGCAGCCUUCUCAAGCGGACGCAUUUGCACCUUCGCAGCAACGCACCGUUGCUGCUGUAACCCAAGACCACCCCAUCAAUCCUUCGUCGUACACGACGUCGUCCCUUUAUCACCCUACUGCCAGUUAUCAUCACCCGACCCCACCGCUAGAUCCCACCUCACCAUAUUCAUCUAGCUCGACGCCUUCGAAUGCUACCCCUCCCCAUUAUUCGACCAUUGCAGACUCCUUCCAGUUCGAUUACUCUCGACCUUCUCGCGGUGCCCAACCCCCCGUCCACCUGGAAGCACCCGACUUCACGAGGAAAGCAUUGCACACGAUGGUUCCGCUGAAGACCGCCUCGCGAAGUGCUCCAGAGCCGAUGGAGCCCAAGCUGAACGGCCCUGGCUCUGCUCGUCCUGCCAAGCUGAGCCCUCUUACGGCACCCAAGGUCACGCUGUCUUCAUUGAAUAAACUUUAUCCUCGCUUGCUUCCCGAGGACUCCGAUCUUAAACUCCCCUCCCUCAAGCACCAGCAGGAAGCCGGGCCGUGCAGACUCCCACCCAUUACGACGAUGUACCCUCCCCGAUCGCCACCUCCUUGCUCUCCGGACAUGUCCCGUGGAACGACCCCGAGCUCAUCACGGUCUUCGCCUACGGCAUCGCACACCGUCCUGCCCAGCCUUCGCUCCAUCACCGAGACUUCCGAGGGGAGCAGCGACGAGCACGAACUGGCACGCAAAGUAGGUGGAAUCGAGCUUGACCAUUACAAUCCGGGCAAGGAAAUCACAAUCGAGCAGCGGAGAAAGCACGCAGAACUUAUUCGCAAUCUGCUUGUAAAAAUUAAUGUCGACUACAAGCAGCAGUAUGGCACGCCACGCUUGACCACAGUAGUUAAGCGGGAGCCGAUAGAUUCUCCGCGGCUUCGGGACGUUGAGAUGGCCAUUGCGUGAUUAUUUGCCGCUUUUUUUUUUCCUUCUUUUUUGUAGUUUGUUUUUCAUCAGAUGGCUGGCUCCUGCGCAUAUGUGAAUCAAUCAUGCAAAUAGUGUUC
Pisolithus orientalis is the source of this 2258-nucleotide messenger RNA. RefSeq lists its product as uncharacterized. Bases 79 to 2160 code for a protein of 693 amino acids. Gene Ontology annotation, cellular component: nucleus. The record is from RefSeq and is a predicted model, not a curated record. The transcript has 5 exons. NCBI's taxonomy places the organism in Eukaryota, Fungi, Basidiomycota, Agaricomycetes, Boletales, Pisolithaceae. Gene Ontology annotation, biological process: positive regulation of transcription by RNA polymerase II.